AUUAUCAAAUUAAUUAACUUGGCAGCACUUUUUCUAAUAUUUUUUUCUUAUUUGUUUACAUCCUCUUUAUUCAUUUUUCUUUACAUUCCAAAAUAAAUUAAAAUUACACAUCAUUUUAUCUCAGGAUUUAUACCGGAAAUAUAUCAAGACGAAAUACAUAUAUUUAUUAAUAUAUUAAUGUUAGCAACUUUUUCAAACUGCCAAUGCCUCCAGUCAAAAUGGAUUUCGAUUUAACAGAUAGGGGUUGGGUAGAUUUAUAUGUGAAAAAGUGUGAAAAUAUUAUGAAGGAAUUUACAAAUUAUGUCUAUGCAUUACAAAAUCACUGCAUAAAAGAACGCAGCCGAUGUGAACAAUUGGACAGAAAUUACAAGCGCUUACAGACGAAAUUAUCUGAAAACAAACAACAACAGAUACUAGAAAAUGAACAAAAUGAUGUUUUAUCCAUACCACACGACCGCAAUAUAAAUAAAAAUAUACUGGCCACUACCCCGUUUGAUGCUGACGCAAAUCGAUCCACAAUAAGUGAUUGUUCGCCGGCUUUUCUGGAUAUGGCAAUGGAUAGUGAACAAUUACAAAUGGAAACAACUGCCGCACUAAGCCCAGCACAACAUAGACUAGACACAGUGCUCUCGUCAGAGCAAUUAACGAGCCCUAGCCGGCAUUCGUCAGUAAUAGAUAGUAUUUUUCAACAUAACACAUCUCCGAGUUGUAAACUAAAGAACCAUAAUGAAAACAAAAGUGCUCUUGGCUUCUUAAAGGCUCGUGGUCGUGUUGGUAAAGUUUUGUACGAUGAUUUCAAAGAACCCAAACUACGUGAACAAAAUUAUCCCACAAAUGAAGAUUGUGGUAGUCAAUGGAACGAAAAAGGUAAGCUGCAAGCAAAACGCUCGGAUUGGCUCGGAAAGAACACGAAAAGUGGGGAGCGCAGAGCUGGUGUUAAACGAACCGCUUCCAUCACUAGUUUAGAUGAAAUACAGCGAAAGCGUAGCUUAAUGUCCUUGAACAAAAGUAGCGAACGUAAAUUAAAGCAAUCAAGCCUAACGCAAAUGGUAGCACUGAAAAACAAUGACACACGAAAAGACAAUAAUUCUCCUUCACCAAAAGUUGUAGAUGAUGCACAAAAAUUAUCAUUUUCGCCUACAACACCAAUCACUUCCUAUACUUCGAAAAAAUUGAGUUUUCCAACACUACCUAGCGAUACCGACGAUAUUUUCCACUUUAGCAGUGACGACGAUGAUGAUGAUGAUCAGAAUAUGAAAUCACUUAAAGAUAAAAAUACUAUGCAACAAAAUAUUAAAAAAUGUAAUGAUACAACAUUUUUGCAACCGUUACGCCACGAAACCGAAAAAACGGAAAGUGUUUUGGUUAUAACACCAACAGCACCACCAAUAAUUUGCUUAGAUGAGUCGGAUGAUAAUGAACAACCGACAGAUACUAGAAUUCCCGACAAAACAACAGACCGAAUAGCAAAAAAGGUGAAUACUGUUAAACAGGAAAAGUCAAAUACAGAGAAACUACCAACGAGCUUAGCUGCGGCGAUGAUAGCUGAAUGGGAUGAGGAACCGGAAGAUGGAAAACCAUAUAUGAAUACUUCAAACUCAAAUGCCCAAUACGCCACACCGACGACAGACAUAAAACCACGCAUUUCACAAUUACCUGGUGCGAAAAUUUCCAUCAAAGAAUGCUUUAACUUCGACUGUGAUGAUUGUCAAAAAUAUAUCGACUUUAUGGGCAGCAAUAUGAGUAUAGCUGAAAUCGAGGCGCAUUUGCAUCGCUGUACGCGCCAUCGCGCACCGAAGGAUUGCAUACCAGUGACCCCACCAGAUUACUGGAAUCCGUUGAUGCCAUCGUUUUCCGAAAGUGAUCCACGUAACAAAACACUGCUAGAGGAUCCGUGUCUGCAACGGAAACGUGGUAGCAAACAAUCAUAGUUGGGAAAUAAUAACUCGAUGUAGUCUUAAUUUAAGUUUUUUUUUAUUAUUGUAAUGGCUUAGAAUAAAUGCUUUACUAAAUUUGUAUUUA
Molecule: messenger RNA, 2022 nt
Organism: Ceratitis capitata (Mediterranean fruit fly)
Lineage: Eukaryota; Metazoa; Arthropoda; Insecta; Diptera; Tephritidae
Exons: 4
Coding region: 204-1931 (575 amino acids)
Source: RefSeq, a predicted model, not a curated record